Molecule: messenger RNA, 1680 nt
Organism: Ostreococcus tauri
Lineage: Eukaryota; Viridiplantae; Chlorophyta; Mamiellophyceae; Mamiellales; Bathycoccaceae
Product: Arsenite/antimonite efflux pump membrane protein,ArsB
Exons: 1
Coding region: 1-1680 (559 amino acids)
Biological process (GO): arsenite transport; transmembrane transport
Cellular component (GO): membrane
Molecular function (GO): arsenite transmembrane transporter activity
Source: RefSeq, a predicted model, not a curated record
AUGGAGGUAAAUCUUCUCCUCGGACCUUGCAUUUACAACGCCAGCGAGUACCACGUAUCGUAUUCCAUUUAUCAAAAUCACAGCGGUCACGUCUACCAGUUGGCGACAUCGGCACAACUCGUCACGCCGCACUGGAGCGGCGAGUCCGGCCAUCGACGCAAACUCCUGGGAGGUGGCGGCGCCGGCGUGAGCAAACAUCUCAAAUCUUACUUUUCAACCCACAUCCUGAGCGAUUAUAAAUCAACGCACGGAAGCGCUUGGAUGGAGUUCACAACGGAUUGCCCGGAUCCCGUCGCAAUCUCUGUCACGGCUGUCGACACGGGAUUGGUUGGCGUCGCUGGAAUGUGGUUGGGUUUGGUUUUACUCAUCGGUGUCUUCGGUUUGAUCAUGACCGAGAUCAUUCACCGCACUCUCGUCGCUUUCCUCGGAGCGGCUGCAGUAUUAUUCAUUCUUUCUCUGCAGCACCGUUUGCCGAACAUUGCGACCAUUCUGACCUGGAUGGAUCACGGCACGCUGGCGCUUCUCUUCGGCAUGAUGAUCAUCGUCGCCUUGCUAAGCCGGUCAGGAGUGUUCGAAUACCUCUCUGUUCUCAUCGUGCACCAUUCUAAAGGUUCGAUGUGGCGACUUUUCGUCAUGCUCAUGAUUUUUGACGCGAUUUUGUCGGCGUUCCUUGAUAACGUCACGACCAUGCUACUUCUCGCACCGGUCGCUCUUUCGUUGUGUAAAGCCUUGAAGAUCGACCCGAGACCGCUGUUGAUUCCGAUGACGAUAUUUGGUAACAUUGGUGGGUGCGCUACGCUUAUCGGUGAUCCACCGAACAUCAUCAUCGGUAACGCGUUGAAGGAGUACAUCGGCUUCGUGGAUUUCUUGCGAGUGCUCGGGCCGGGCGUCAUCCUCACGAUGCCAUUCAUCUUCGCGUUCAUGAGAUGGUACUACAAGGACACGCUGUUUAACCAGAAAAUCAACGUGGACAUCGAUGAACUGCGCAAAAAGUAUCCGAUUCGUGAUAUGAACUUGCUCAUUCGAAGCGGAACUAUUCUACUUUUUGUCGUUCUUCUCUUCUUUUUGCAUCCGGUGGUCCACAUGGAGCCGGCAUACGUCGCGUCGUUCGGUGCGAUCGCCAUCUUACUGACGGGCAAUCAUGAUGAGUUUGAAUACGCGCUUGAAAAGGUCGAGUGGGACUCCUUGCUAUUCUUCGCUGGGCUCUUUGUGUUCACAGAGGGCAUUGCGCAACUGGGUUUGUUACGCGCCAUCGCGGAUGAACUCUCCAGACUCGUCGCCUCCUUCCCGGAGGGUCAGCGUCAAAUCGGAGCGAUGUUGAUCGUUCAACUCGUGGCUGGUUUCGCGAGCGCAUUCGUGGAUAACAUCCCGUUCACGACAACCAUGCUUCCAGUCAUCGUUCGAUUGAGUGAGAGCGUCGAAGGUAUCGCCAUCGAGGCACUGGCUUGGGCGCUCUGUUUCGGUGCGGAUUUCGGUGGGAUCGGUACACUGAUCGGAUCGAGUGCAAACAUUGUCAUCGCCGGUAUCGCCGCAGAGGCUGGGUUCCCCAUCUCGUUCAACAUGUUCUUCCGCGUCGGUUUCCCGGUGAUGUGCUUCUCGCUGUGCAUCGCCGGCGCGUACCUCGCCGCGCUCGAAGGCGGGGGAGUGUUCAAACCAGAGGUCAAAUCAAGUAAGUACUAG